CCACCCGCGCGUCCGGAAGUGACGCGCGCGGACAAAGACAGCGCGGCGCGAGGCGUCCGGUGUCCCUGCCGUGCCGCGGUGGCUCCUGGGUCCUCGCCGCCGCCUCCCGGUCCUUGUACUUCUCCCCGGCUCCCGGGCCCUGCGUGGGGAGUUGCCCCUGCCCAGGGUGGUGACACUGACGUGGCUGGUGCCAGCAUGACGAGCGAGCUGAUUGAAGAUGAGACCCAAUUCUACUCGAAGGCCAAGACCUACUGGCAGCAGAUCCCGCCCACGGUGGACGGCAUGCUUGGGGGGUAUGGCUACAUCUCCAACAUCGACCUCAGCAGCUCCCGGAAGUUCCUGCAGAGGUUUUUGAGGGAAGGCCCAAAUAAGACGGGGACGUCGUGUGCUCUGGACUGCGGCGCGGGCAUCGGGAGGAUCACCAAGCGGCUGCUCCUGCCGCUCUUCCGGGUGGUGGACAUGGUGGACGUGACCGAGGACUUUCUGGCCAAAGCCAAAACCUACCUGGGGGAGGAGGGCAAGCGGGUGAGGAACUACUUCUGCUGCGGGCUGCAGGACUUCAGCCCCGAGCCCAGCUCCUACGACGUCAUCUGGAUCCAGUGGGUGAUAGGCCACCUGACGGAUCAGCACCUGGCGGAGUUCCUGCGGCGCUGCCAGCGUGGCCUGCGCCCCAACGGCAUCAUCGUCAUCAAGGACAACAUGGCGCAGGAAGGCGUCAUCCUGGACGACGUGGACAGCAGCGUGUGCCGCGACCUCCAGGUGGUCCGCAGGAUCAUCCACGGCGCCGGCCUCCGCCUCCUGGCCGAGGAGAGGCAGGAGAACCUUCCCGAUGAGAUCUACCACGUCUACAGCUUUGCCCUGAGAUGAGCCGGGCUGGCAGAGCGCCAGGGACCAGAGCUAGGGUGGGGCUGGCAGUGGCGAGGCCCGGGCUCCAGGCCAGGGGCUCCGAGAGCCAAGCCACUAAAUACACUUGUGUGCUCUCCACACACUUACAUUUCUUAAACGCGCCAAGAGGGAGCCGGCAGGGAGGGGUGCCACGCGGGGCUGAGGAGGCGCCCACCCUGCUGCACGGGGGCCGGGCGGUCGGGCACCGGCCGGGAGCUCCGCCAUGCCAGGCGCCUCGCGUGGAGGAGGAGGCCGCACGCCUCUCCUUGGCUGCGGCCUCCUGGGCAGGAAGGGGCCAGGCUGGCCAGUGUCUGGCCCACUCCUGUUAACCAGGGGUUCCUCUUUGGCAGGCAUUUUUAGUCAAAAAUAAAAAGGGGUGAACCGGU
This is a messenger RNA of Perognathus longimembris pacificus (Pacific pocket mouse), 1271 nucleotides long. It is a transcript of the gene Ntmt1, whose product is annotated as N-terminal Xaa-Pro-Lys N-methyltransferase 1. Gene Ontology annotation, cellular component: cytoplasm. The transcript has 4 exons. The record is from RefSeq and is a predicted model, not a curated record. Bases 196 to 867 code for a protein of 223 amino acids. Gene Ontology annotation, molecular function: N-terminal protein N-methyltransferase activity. NCBI's taxonomy places the organism in Eukaryota, Metazoa, Chordata, Mammalia, Rodentia, Heteromyidae.